This is a messenger RNA of Pipistrellus kuhlii (Kuhl's pipistrelle), 1367 nucleotides long. RefSeq names its product PDZ domain containing 9 (gene PDZD9). Bases 1 to 801 code for a protein of 266 amino acids. The record is from RefSeq and is a predicted model, not a curated record. Gene Ontology annotation, molecular function: protein binding. NCBI's taxonomy places the organism in Eukaryota, Metazoa, Chordata, Mammalia, Chiroptera, Vespertilionidae. The transcript is spliced from 3 exons.
AUGCCUGCCAUGCUGUUGUUGGAUGAAGGUUUAAAACACAUCUCCCUCUCUUUGUCAGAAAAACAACUCAGCCUCAAGGUGCACAACCUGAGCAUAACUCAGAGGACCGAACUCCCCGUGGGCAGCCUGGGGCUAGGCCUGAUCGUCAUCCAGCAUGGGCCCUACCUCCAGAUCACCCACCUCCUCAAGAAGGGGGCUGCCGCCAGCGAUGGGACGCUUCAGCCAGGUGAUGUUCUGAUUAAUGUUGGCCAUGCCAAUGUGUUGGGAUAUACGCUUCGGGAAUUUUUAAAGCUUUUGCAAUGCAUCACCACAGGAACAGUGCUGCAAAUUGAGGUUUACCGAGAUUUUAUUGACAUACCCCAAGAAUGGCAAGACAUAUAUGAUUUAAUCCCUGAGACCAAAUUCCCAGUAACAUGCACAAUGAAGAAAACUGAGCAGGCAAAAGAUGACUUUCUCGCAAGCAGUGAUGACAAGGAAGAUGUAGUUUUAGAUAAAAAACUUAAGUAUUAUAAACGCCCCCAGUCCACUGAGCAUCAGCCUGCAAGGAGACCUGUGUCCAUCUCCAGAGAAUGGCAUGAAUACAAAAAGAAGGAUCGGCCUGUCAGCGUGGGAACAGACCUUCAGUGUGACAUUGUGGUUCACGGAGAUGAGAAGGAAGUGAGAGCCCCUUCCCCGUACUGGAUGCUGGCGAAGCAGGACAGGGACAGCUCCUCCUCCUCCUCCGCCUCCUCCGCCUUCUGGCUGGAAGACUAUGCCCAGGCCGAGAAGGAUAAGGGCCAGCCCGCACCGGGCGUCGGUUAGAAGUUGGCCAGUGUGUGCUCAUGGAGCAUUCGCACAGCUUGCUGGGCUCACAGGAAUGUGUGCACACCCACCAAUUCUUUGACUUCCCGAGUGCCACAACAGGCCUCACGCAGCUUAUUCUCAAAGCAGCUCACUCAGAUCACUGCGGUGCUCCUUUCCGAGAAUGUCAAUGCCAGACAGGGUAAACACAGUAGAGAAUUUCGCUUUUUCAGGAAAGUACCACAUUAUUGUUUAGAUGUGCAGUUUCUCGUUUUACAAACUUCAAGUGCCCUACUUAAUAGGAAAAGUACUUUUUUUGGCUAGUUGUUCAUAUUAGAAUUUUUUCCUUUUCUGCCCCACUUUUAUUUGAACGUUGGGCUGGUAGUUAGUGAGGGAAAGCUCAGCUCUGCGUAGUGAAGGGAAGGCAGACAUAAAAUGAAGCAGUGGGAACACAGGGCACAACUGGUGGGGAAUUUAUGUUUUUCAGAAAUAACUCUUAUUGUGCCCUGGCCCAUGUGGAUCAGUUGGUUGGGUGUUGUCCCAAGCACUGAAAGGUUGUCGAUUCCUGGUCAGGACACGUGCCUGGG